UGCGCUUGUUACUGCUAUUCAUACACCAAUACUGUUUUACAUCAGAUGGGUUUUUUCUUCAUCAAGCUGGUUAUAAUGUCCCAAUCUUUCCAGGCUCUUCAGCUAAAGAGGACCCAGAAUCAGAAAACAUACCUCCUAGUUCAAUCCAUUCACAAAAUAAAUCUGUAGGGGAGAUAAAUGAAGUAGCAAGUCAAACCCAAUCACAUCUGAAUAUCACUGCAGCAGCAGAUCAGAGAUGUCAAGUCAGUGCUCCAACUAUAAGCAACACAAAUGUACAAGGAAACAUAAUCAUAAAUCAAAACUCCUUUUUAGUAACAGUGGUGGUGCCUAAUUCUGAUAAUCAACUUUUAUCUGAGUGUCACUCAAAAAGUUUAAAAGAUGAAGUGGAUGAACAGAAUCAGAUUAUUCCUCACAAGACUAAAGAGAUCCUUCAGAAAUCGGAAAACUCCCAGAUUUUACAUUAUCGGUCAAGGUCAAGGUGCCUGACCUAUGGAGAUAGUGUGGCGGACCAACCUACAUUAACUCUUGCAGAGGUGAAAAAGAACACAAAUCACUUGAGAGAGAUUACUACAACUGGGAAGAUCUUAGAGACGCGACCACCAAUCAACAUUCAGCAGUGUGAAGAAGAGAUGAAGUGGUCUCACUACGCCUUGUAUGAUAAUACAGCAACAGUUCACCUGAGUUUGGCAGAUACUUUUAAAGUAAACCUCGGUCAGUGGUAUAGAUUUAAAAGUGUUUCUAUUUGUGACUUUGGUGAGGGAAAUGUGCUCUGUUCAACUGGGCUCACAAAACUCGAGUCAUUUACUCCUUUGAGAGACAAUAUACAGGACCCCAAAGAGACGGUUAUAUCAGGCGGGGUCACUGAGGCACUUGUGACCUUUGAAUAUUUUUGUUCGUGUGGAGCUUUAGUCACUCUGUCAGACACCAAAUUGUUUCGAAUCAAAUGCGGCGAGUGCAAAAAGAGCUGCAGAUGUGCAAAUGUUCGAAACAAGGCCAAGGCUGAAGUCACCAUAAAACAGACCAAUGGAGCUGACCAGAGAGUUGUGUUAACUGAUGAACUACUGCACUCCAUUGUCAACUUUAAGAAAGAGGGAUUCUGUGGCAAUCAUCAGCUGGAGGAUAAACUGCUAAGAGCUGAGAAAAUGACUGUGAUCUGUGUGGAUGGUGAACCGCAGCGUGUACAAAUUGAAGUGGUGGAUAAAGCCAAAGACAGUUGGUAUGUGACUGGGUGUAAAAGUGUAAAACGUGUAUGUUUACUCUUAUAAAGCUUUGUCUUACCUCAAAUCCAUCAUGGACCUUCCAGCAGCUCUGUAGAUGAUUCAUGGGACACCACUCUCAUUGUGCUUAUCAUUUAAAGGGUUGGUGGAGUUCUAUACGUCCAUCAUUGAAUUUAUAUUCAUCUGCUUUAUCACCAUAUGUUUUGCUGCUGCCAUUGCCAAGAACAAAGGCAGACUGCAAUGUGUCAUAAAUUUCACUUAGCUGAGAAGAGGAGCACACUGGCCAAACUGCCAAAAAGCACCUUGUGACCGCAAUCUGAACGUCAUUUCUUCUAUGAUAUUUGAAUAUUUUUUGUAAACAUUUUUUUUAUUGUACUGUAGUUGUUAAGCAUAAUGUUACAUUGUUGCCAUCUAGGGAUUGGGGCAGGUAUAACAAUAACAAACCGCAAAUAAAAGGGAGAAAUUAAAGGGUGCAAUUUACAGCCCCAGAAAUCAGUCACAUAACAACUUAAAAUACAGUCAAUUUAGCAUACCUUAAACAAAUUACUUACACAUGUAAACCCAUGGUAUUGGCAGUAAAAUUAUUCUCUUUCUGAUAUAAAAUGUUUUUUAUAUCAGAACUUUUUUAGUAAAUUAAAAGAAAAAAUGAAUUUGAUAAAAUAUACACAAUAUUUUAUAGGUGCAAAUCACACCCCAUAACACUUAGAAGACUACAGUAAGACUGUUGGCUCCUAUAGUAGAACUACUUCAAUAUGCAACCAAAAAAAAAGCAUUUAAAUCCAUUUUUUUGCAAUAUAAAUCAAAAUAAAAUGUAUUAAAUAACGUUGUCUGUUGGCAAAGUUGGUGGCAUCAAAGUUGCAUACUGCCAGUGCAUGUCCAUGCACAGUUACUUUGAGAUUAUGCUAGUUCAAUUGUUUAUCUCCCAUGUAAUUCAUCUAUUUCCUGUACUAUACUUCUUCAUUAUUAUUCACUCACCACAAUGUGGAAAAUCUAUACGUGAAAACCCAGCUUAAGUCUUUUUUUGUGAUUUACUGUCAAUCGUCCUACAUAAUGUAAAUAACAUUCUGUGAAAAUAUAACCUUAUUAUCUUUAAUACUUACUAAGAUCAUGUCAAAGAUUAAUGAGUGAAUGUCAAUGGGUGAAAUCAAACUUGGAUGCUCCUAAUCUCAUCACUUGAUUACAGGACUUUAGACUGGAUUUCACCCAAAUAUUACCCAAAUGUAUAUUUGUUCUGCACAUUUCUAUAAAAAAAUUGGUGGGUUCUCAGAUAAAUUAUACCUACCUUAGUGUAAGGAAAGAGUUUGGGAACCACUGCUGUAUAGAGGGUCGCAGGGAUCACGUAUUUUCGUACUGUAGGCUAACCCAGAAGUUAGCAGGACACUGGUUCCCUCACCAAAAAGCACAUUCAUUUUUCCCAUUGACUUUUUUUAUUUUGACACUUACACAUUUUGUCUAACAAGUUAAUAUUCACAGAUGAACACAACAAUGAAUUUUAAAGUCAAAAUGUGGCUUUUUAUAUUUUUAGUAAACACAUUUACACUUCAAAAUUCAUUACAUUUGUUUUUAUCUGUGAAGAUUAACUUGUUGGACGACAACUUGAAAGAGUCUUUUACUUUUGUUGAACACAUCUUAUUUUUUGCGACAAUCCA
This is a messenger RNA of Misgurnus anguillicaudatus (oriental weatherfish), 2866 nucleotides long. The record is from RefSeq and is a predicted model, not a curated record. Lineage: Eukaryota; Metazoa; Chordata; Actinopteri; Cypriniformes; Cobitidae.